AUGACAGAAGUACGCGGCUCAGCAUUAAAGAUGCAAAGGUAAUAUUUUUCAUAUUUGCACGUAAGGUAAACAGAUAUGUUCUCGCAAUCUGCAGACUAGAAGGCUAGUUGUAGUUACUGAUAACAGUUACUGUAAAAAGGAGUUCGGAAUGGAUAUUCCAAUGAGCUCGGCUAUGCUUACUAGUGAUUGUAGUGUGCUUCUACUGUAAAAACAUUGGUACCCUACGGAUUGAAUUGAUUGUUGCGGGUAUAGUGCAAUGGUACAGUCUCUCUCCCUCUCUCCUUUUUCUCUGUCUGUGAAAUUAAGAAGUGCUCUUCCAUUGACAAUUCGCUCAACAAUGUUGCAGCUACUGCCUCUCUUUUCUGAAGUAUGUAUCUGCUUCCUCCCUGUAUGUUCCAGCCGCAAGCCCAAACCUCAGUUUGCCGACUGGCUGAUAGAACAGGUGUUGACCGGGCAAUACGCCGGUUUGUGCUUUGUGGACAACAACAAGUUCAGAGUUCCGUGGAAACACAUCUCUAGGAAGGACUGCUGCGAGGACGACAGUAAAAUAUUCAGGGUAAGGAAUAGGCUUACAUUGUGGAAGGUUGUGUUUUGAAGAGAUUCAAGGAAAUAGAGGGUGUGGUUUGAUUGCAAACUGCACGUCAUGAGUCAUGAUAUUGUAAUGUUAUACAAAUCUAUCAUAAACUUGUUAUGACACUUCAAUUAGCCUUUCAUCAUUGUUAUGUUGACAGGUUUGGUCAGUUGGCAUGGCAUUAUUUUGCCUCCUAGCUACAGGAUAUUGCAGAAAUUAAACUCCCAAAUUCUUUGGUGGUUACAGGCAUGGGCAGUGGUCAGUGGUAAAAUCAACACGCAUCCCAAUGACAAGGCAAAGUGGAAGGCUAACUUUCGCAGUGUACUGAACAACCUGACCAAGCGUUUCAUGAUGGUGGAAGACCACUCCAAGGACUCAGACGACCCCCAUAAAGUCUACCUGAUUAUCAACAAUGAGUGUAUGAUCACUAUGGCUUGUGUAAUGUAUCUAAAGUGUCACAAGACUGUGUUAGCCCACUGAGCUAAAGCCUAGACAUUAGCUCAGGUAGCCAACGCAAGUCUCCUCUUGCCCCAACUUUAAUUUGAUUAGGUAUUCUUGUUACAGAUAACUAUAAGAGCCCGCACAUAGAGGAAAUUGCUGUGGAGGACUAUGACAUUGACAUCUACAGCUCUCUCACUUCUACAGGCUACACCCCCCCAGGAAUGGAGGUACAGUCAUGUUAAAUCUAUAUUGAACUAGGAGCUGGUUGUCCAAUUCUGCCCUCCUAGAAAGCACUAUUCUAUUCUAUCUAUUCUGUUAUAUUCUGACUUGUUCAGUCUUUUUUGAGGACAAAUUAAUGUCAAACCAUUUCAAAUCUGUGAAUGUAUUUUUUCUCCAAACAGCAUGAUGAUCUACUCAAGCUUGUGGACACGUUAGACCUGAACCAACAUACUGGUACAGCACACCUCUCCACCUGCAGAAAGUCAACCCCUUACAAUGGCUUGUUUAAUACUCACACACAAAAACAUUUUUUUUUUCUGGAGAAAGCUUUCUAAUGAGAUAAGAAACCAAUUUUCUCAAAUCUCCCUUUUUUUCUUCUCCACAGAGGAGCAGCAGUGGGCAGAGAACUAUAUACACACACACCACCCAGUGGUACCAGAAGACUGCUACCCCUUCCAGCCUCUAACAGAGCCUCAGCCAGUCUCCCAGAUCCACUCAACACCACCUGUCCCAGUAGCAGUACAGCAGCCAGACUACCACAGUAUGCAAGGUCCAUACAUCCACAAGUCAAUAAAAAAGGAAAAAUACAUACAGUGGGGAAAAAAGUAUUUAGUCAGCCACCAAUUGUGUAAGUUCUCCCACUUAAAAAGAUGAGAGAGGCCUGUAAUUUUCAUCAUAGGUACACGUCAACUAUGACAGACAAAAUGAGGGGAAAAAAUCCAGAAAAUCACAUUGUAGGAUUUUUAAUGAAUUUAUUUGCAAAUUAUGGUGGAAAAUAAGUAUUUGGUCAAUAACAAAAGUUUCUCAAUACUUUGUUAUAUACCCUUUGUUGGCAAUGACACAGGUCAAACGUUUUCUGUAAGUCUUCACAAGGUUUUCACACACUGUUGCUGGUAUUUUGGCCCAUUCCUCCAUGCAGAUCUCCUCUAGAGCAGUGAUGUUUUGGGGCUGUCGCUGGGCAACACGGACUUUCAACUCCCUCCAAAGAUUUUCUAUGGGGUUGAGAUCUGGAGACUGGCUAGGCCACUCCAGGACCUUGAAAUGCUUCUUACGAAGCCACUCCUUCGUUGCCCGGGCGGUGUGUUUGGGAUCAUUGUCGUGCUGAAAGACCCAGCCACGUUUCAUCUUCAAUGCCCUUGCUGAUGGAAGGAGGUUUUCACUCAAAAUCUCACGAUACAUGGCCCCAUUCAUUCGUCCUGGUCCCUUUGCAGAAAAACAGCCCCAAAGCAUGAUGUUUCCACCCCCAUGCUUCACAGUAGGUAUUGUGUUCUUUGGAUGCAACUCAGCAUUCUUUGUCCUCCAAACACGACGAGUUGAGUUUUUACCAAAAAGUUCUAUUUUGGUUUCAUCUGACCAUAUGACAUUCUCCCAAUCCUCUUCUGGAUCAUCCAAAUGCACUCUAGCAAACUUCAGACGGGCCUGGACAUGUACUGGCUUAAGCAGGGGGACACGUCUUGCACUGCAGGAUUUGAGUCCCUGGCGGCGUAGUGUGUUACUGAUGGUAGGCUUUGUUACUUUGGUCCCAGCUCUCUGCAGGUCAUUCACUAGGUCCCCCCGUGUGGUUCUGGGAUUUUUGCUCACCGUUCUUGUGAUCAUUUUGACCCCACGGGGUGAGAUCUUGCCCCAGAUCGAGGGAGAUUAUCAGUGGUCUUGUAUGUCUUCCAUUUCCUAAUAAUUGCUCCCACAGUUGAUUUCUUCAAACCAAGCUGCUUACCUAUUGCAGAUUCAGUCUUCCCAGCCUGGUGCAGGUCUACAAUUUUGUUUCUGGUGUCCUUUGACAGCUCUUUGGUCUUGGCCAUAGUGGAGUUUGGAGUGUGACUGUUUGAGGUUGUGGACAGGUGUCUUUUAUACUGAUAACAAGUUCAAACAGGUGCCAUUAAUACAGGUAGUGAGUGGAGGACAGAGGAGCCUCUUAAAGAAGAAGUUACAGGUCUGUGAGAGCCAGAAAUCUUGCUUGUUUGUAGGUGACCAAAUACUUAUUUUCCACCAUAAUUUGCAAAUAAAUUCAUAAAAAAUCCUACAAUGUGAUUUUCUGGAUUUUUUUCCUCAAUUUGUCUGUCAUAGUUGACGUGUACCUAUGAUGAAAAUUACAGGCCUCUCUCAUCUUUUUAAGUGGGAGAACUUGCACAAUUGGUGGCUGACUAAAUACUUUUUUCCCCCACUGUACAUACAACUUGUUGUUAUUGUGUAAAUACCUUUUUACCAUGUAGUUCUAAUCAUUUCUGUACUGUAAAAUAAAGUGCACUUCAGUCAUGUAGUAAAAUGUGACCUAUUUGAAGACUUCUCCCAUCUCCCCACAGUGAACCAGGAUGCCCUGCUCAACCUGCCUGCUGCCCAGCCGUCUCUCUUGGACCUGGAGAUCACCAUCUCCUACAGGAGGAGAGAGAUGCUGAAGACCCAGGUGUCAGGCCCCAGGGUUCAGCUCCACUACCAGUGUGAUGCCCCUGAGCCCAACGCCCAGACCCUCUGCUUCCCAAGCACUGACGGCCUGCUAGACCACAAACAGGUAGGGGUGCUGCUACUACAUUUACAUUUACGUCAUUUAGCAGACGCUCUUAUCCAGAGCGACUUACAAAUUGGUGCAUUCACCUUAUAGCCAGUGGGAUAACACUUUACAAUAUGUAUUUUUUCUUUUUUCUUUUUUUGGGGGGUGGGGUAAGGGGGGGUAGAAGGAUUACUUUAUCCUAUCCCAGGUAUUCCUUAAAGAGGUGGGGUUUCAAGUGUCUCCGGAAGGUGGUGAGUGACUCCGCUGUCCUGGCGUCGUGAGGGAGCUUGUUCCACCAUUGGGGUGCCAGAGCAGCAAACAGUUUUGACUGGGCUGAGCGGGAACUGUGCUUCCGCAGAGGUAGGGGGGCCAGCAGGCCAGAGGUGGAUGAACGCAAUGCCCUCGUUUGGGUGUAGGGACUGAUCAGAGCCUGAAGGUACGGAGGUGCCGUUCCCCUCACAGCUCCGUAGGCAAGGACCAUGGUCUUGUAGCAGAUGCGAGCUUCAACUGGAAGCCAGUGGAGUGUGCGGAGGAGCGGGGUGACGUGAGAGAACUUGGGAAGGUUGAACACCAGACGGGCUGCGGCAUUCUGGAUGAGUUGUAGGGGUUUAAUGGCACAGGCAGGGAGCCCAGCCAACAGCGAGUUGCAGUAAUCCAGACGGGAGAUGACAAGUGCCUGGAUUAGGACCUGUGCCGCUUCCUGUGUAAGGCAGUGUCGUACUCUCCGAAUGUUGUAGAGCAUGAACCUACAGGAUCGGGUCACCGCCUUGAUGUUAGCGGAGAACGACAGGGUGUUUUCCAGGGUCACGCCAAGGCUCUUCGCACUCUGGGAGGAGGACACAAUGGAGUUGUCAACCGUGAUGGUGAGAUCAUGGAACGGGCAGUCCUUCCCCGGGAGGAAGAGCAGCUCCGUCUUGCAGAGGUUCAGCUUGAGGUGGUGAUCCGUCAUCCACACUGAUAUGUCUGCCAGACAUGCAGAGAUGCUAUAUGGCGUUCUGUGUACAUACCUGUGGUUUUCGAAUGUGUGUCUUUGUUGGAUGCAAGUGAAACUGACUGGUCAUUCACUAGCAAUGCACAUAGCAUUAAGAAACACUAUCAACAAGUCUUAGCAACAUUUUUUUUUUCAACAAUUUUUUAAAUCCCAGACUAACUUCUCUGUACCUCUUUGUUCCUCUGCCUCCAUUUCCACCAGAUUGAAUACACCAACCGCAUCCUAGGGAGCGUCCAAAGGGGUCUUCUCCUGGAGAUACGAAAUACGGGUAUCUAUGGUUACCGGCAGGACAAAUGCCAUGUGUUCUCCAGUACUAGUGACCCCAGAGAGGCACACCCUGAACCCAGGAAGAUGCCCCAAAAUGAAAUGGUACAACUGUUGAGCUUCGACAAGUACAUGAGUGGUAAGUUUGGCUCACUGGAUUACACAAAGACCAUGAAGACAGCUAUGAAGAAUAAGCUCAGACACACACACACACCUCUCAGAGAUAGACACAAAUCACUAUCAGUAUAAUGCUAACCUCUGUCCAUUUGUCUAAUGUCAGUGUUUUGACAUCCAUUAACCCUUUUAGAGCUGAUAGCAUUUAAGGAGAACAGAGGAGGCUCUCCUGACUAUACCAUCCACAUGUGCUUUGGAGAGAAGUUCCCAGACGGAAAACCCCUGGAGAAGAAACUCAUCAUUGUCAAGGUAAAACCAUCUCUCUCAUGAGCUUCAACCAUCAUUGUUGGUUAAGGGCUUGUAAGCAAGUAUUUCACUGUAAGGUCUACACCUGUUGUAUUCGGCGCAUGUGGCAAAUAACAUUUGAUUUGAUUUGAACAGCCAGCUUAGAGUAACGUAGAACAAAUUGGUUAUGAACUAAUAUUUAUUGCGUGUAAUCUAAUGCAAUUACUGCAUAUGCAAUUUUUUGAAAUAAUCUCUUCUGUCUCUAAUGCUUUUCCUCUCCCUACCACUCCACUUUCCUCUCAUCCCACCUUCUCUCCGUUUCCCCCUCGCUUCCCAGGUGGUUCCCUUGAUCUGUCGUCACUUCCACGAGGUGGCCCAGGGGGAGGGGGCGUCUUCCCUCCAGAACGACAACAUCAGCCUGCAGAUCUCCCACCACAACAGCCUGAUGGAGCUUAUCAGUGCCACCUGGCUCGACGGCCCAGAGCACACCAUGGAGCAAUACUUCUAG
Molecule: messenger RNA, 5878 nt
Organism: Coregonus sp. 'balchen'
Lineage: Eukaryota; Metazoa; Chordata; Actinopteri; Salmoniformes; Salmonidae
Source: the annotation of a GenBank genome assembly